AUGGCCGCUUCUCCGUCGGUUACACUUCAAAACCAGCCCGCGAGACGAGAACCGCCGGACCGGGCGCCCGCGAGACGAGAACCGCCGGACCGGGCGCCCGCGAGCCGAGAACCGCCGGACCGGGCGCCCGCGAGACGCGAACCGCCGGACCGGGCGCCCGCGAGACGAGAACCGCCGGACCGGGCGCCCGCGAGACGAGAACCGCCGGACCGGGCGCCCGCGAGACGCGAGACGCCGGACCGGGCGCCCGCGAGACGAGAACCGCCGGACCGAGUGCCCGCGAGAAGAGAACCGCCAGACCGGGCGCCCUCGAGACGCGAACCGCCAGACCGGGCGCCCCCGAGACGCGAACCGCCGGACCGAGUGCCCACGAGACGAGAACCGCCGGACCGGGCGCCCCCGAGACGCGAGACGCCAGACCAAGUGCCCGCGAGAAGAGAACCGCCAGACCGGGCGCCCCCGAGACGCGAGACGCCAGACCAAGUGCCCGCGAGACGAAAACCGCCGGACCGGGAGUCCCCGAGACGAGAACCGCCGGACCGGGCGCCCCCGAGACGCGAACUGCCGGACCGGGAGUCCCCGAGACGAGAACCGCCGGACCGGGAGUCCCCGAGACGAGAACCGCCGGACCGGGAGUCCCCGAGACGCGAACCGCCGGACCGGGCGCCCCCGAGACGCGAACCGCUGGACCGUGUGCCCACGAGCCGAGAACCGCCGGACCGGGAGUCCCCGAGACGCGAAACGCUGGACCGGGCGCCCCCGAGACGCGAGACGCCGGACCAAGUGCCCGCGAGACGAGAACCGCCGGACCGGGAGUCCCCGAGACGAGAACCGCCGGACCGGGCGCCCCCGAGACGCGAACUGCUGGACCGGGAGUCCCCGAGACGAGAACCGCCGGACCGGGCGCCCCCGAGACGCGAACCGCCGGACCGGGCGCCCCCGAGACGCGAACCGCCGGACCGGGCGCCCCCGAGACGCGAGACGCUGGACCGGGCGCCCCCGAGACGCGAACUGCCGGACUGGGCGCCCCCGAGACGCGAGACGCUGGACUGGGCGCCCCCGAGACGCGAGACGCUGGACCGGGCGCCCCCGAUACGAGAACUGCCGGACCGAGUGCCCGCGAGAAGAGAACCGCCGGACCAGGCGCCCCCGAGACGCGAGACGCCGGACCAGGCGCCCCCGAGACGCGAGACGCCGGACCAAGUGCCCGCGAGACGAGAACCGCCGGACCGGGAGUCCCCGAGACGAGAACCGCCGGACCGGGCGCCCCCGAGACGAGAACCGCCGGACCGGGCGCCCCCGAGACGCGAACCGCCGGACCGGGAGUCCCCGAGACGCGAACCGCCGGACCGGGAGUCCCCGAGACGCGAACCGCCGGACCGGGCGCCCCCGAGACGCGAACCGCCGGACCGGGCGCCCCCGAGACGCGAACCGCCGGACCGGGCGCCCCCGAGACGCGAGCCGCUGCGGGUUCAGAGCCGCAGGGACUCUGAGAGACUAUUGCUCGAGCCCUUGUGGUCUUAUUUUGCCAGAGGAUAA
Molecule: messenger RNA, 1539 nt
Organism: Hypanus sabinus (Atlantic stingray)
Lineage: Eukaryota; Metazoa; Chordata; Chondrichthyes; Myliobatiformes; Dasyatidae
Exons: 1
Coding region: 1-1539 (512 amino acids)
Source: RefSeq, a predicted model, not a curated record